Messenger RNA from Panicum virgatum (switchgrass), 2123 nucleotides. RefSeq lists its product as uncharacterized. The record is from RefSeq and is a predicted model, not a curated record. Bases 378 to 1829 code for a protein of 483 amino acids. The transcript is spliced from 2 exons. NCBI's taxonomy places the organism in Eukaryota, Viridiplantae, Streptophyta, Magnoliopsida, Poales, Poaceae.
CAGCCAUUGGCCACGCAGCUCGUCUCCUACCCCGGCCGGCACCCCGUCCCCGUCGUCCCACCUCGCCGCUUUCCCUUUCGCUUUCGGCCUGCCUGCGAUCUCACCACUGCCCCCAAACGGCUUCCUCCUCCCCACCUUUAUCUUUUGUUCUCUUCUCCCUCCCACUCCCAGGUCCCAGCUGCCAAGCAAGAGACUCCCAGCGCUCACAAACCCCAAACCCCUCGCUUGGCAUCGAGCCGCCGCGCUUUGCUUCAGCUCCUUCCUCCUCCUCCCCCGCUUGCACGCCACUCCACUCCACUCCACUCCUCGCUUGAUGCAAACCUCUCCUCGCUGCUAGUGCUAGCUAGUCGCCUCUCCGUUCGGGAUCCGGGAGCAAAAUGGACAAGGAGAGGAGGCGGGGCUUCUUUUCGGCGCUCAAGGGGGAGGUGGUGCGGGGCCUCUCCCCGGCGAGGUCGCGGGGGAAGUGGCUGCUCCCGCGCGCCCGCAAGACGGCGGCGGAGGACGAGGCGGAGACGCCCGAGGAGCUCGCCCCGUACGCGGCGGGCCAGUUCGUCGCCCACUCCGGCAGCCUCCGCCCGGGCGGCGAGGCCCUGGCACCGCUCAUGGAGGGCCCGGAGGUGGCCGAGGACGACGCGUCCGGCGAGGAGUCCGGCCGGCGGGACGGGUUCGGGCAGUGGGUCCGCGGUCACCUGGUCCGCCCCCCGCUGAUGGCCGGAGGCGACGGGUCGUUCCGCCGCUCCGACCUCCGCCUCCUCCUCGGCGUCAUGGGCGCGCCGCUCGCGCCCGUCUCGGCCUCCGCCGCGGACCCACUGCCGCAUCUCUCCGUCAAGGGCGCCCCCAUUGAGUCGUCGUCGGCGCAGUACAUCCUGCAGCAGUACAUGGCGGCGUCGGGCGGCGCCAAGGUGCUGCGGUCGGUGCGGAACGCGUACGCCAUGGGGAAGGUGCGCAUGGUCGCGUCCGAGUUCGAGACGGCCACCCGGGUGGUGAAGAGCCGCGGCUCCGGCGCCGCCUCCGCCGUGGAGCAGGGCGGGUUCGUGCUCUGGCGCAUGUCCCCGGACAUGUGGUACGUGGAGCUCGCCGUCGGCGGCGGCAAGGUCCGCGCCGGCUGCGACGGCCGCCUCGUGUGGCGCCACACGCCGUGGCUCGGCGCCCACGCCGCCAAGGGCCCCGUCCGCCCCCUCCGCCGCGCGCUGCAGGGCCUGGACCCGCUCUCGACGGCGGGCCUGUUCGCGGGGGCGCGGUGCGUGGGUGAGAAGACGGUCGGCGGCGAGGACUGCUUCAUCCUCAAGCUGUCGGCGGGCGCGGAGACGCUGCAGCAGCGGAGCGAGGGCCCGGCGGAGAUCAUCCGGCACGCGCUCUUCGGCUACUUCAGCCACCGCACCGGGCUGCUGGUGCAAGUGGAGGACUCGCACCUGACGCGCAUCCAGCCGCACGCCGGCGGCGACGCCGUCUACUGGGAGACCACCAUCAGCUCCUCCCUCGAGGACUACCGCGCCGUCGACGGCGUCGUGAUCGCGCACGCCGGCCGCUCCGCCGUCACGCUCUUCCGGUUCGGCGAGACGGCCAUGAGCCACACCAAGACGCGCAUGGAGGAGGCCUGGACCAUCCAGGAGGCCGCCUUCAACGUGCCGGGCCUCUCCACCGACUGCUUCAUCCCGCCCGCCGACAUCCGCCGCGACUCCGCCGGCGAGCCCCCGCACUGCGAGCUCCCGCCCCGCGGCGCCGCCGCCGCUAAGGCCGGCGCAGUGCACCCCGCGCGCGUCGCCGCCGCCGCGGAGCGCGUGCACCCGCGGCGCGACGACAAGAUCCACUGGACGGUGGAAAUGUGAGGAGCGGGAGGAGAUCAUUUUACCUUUACCCGGUUGGAUUCGUAAGAGCGAGUGAGGAUUAGCGGCUAAGCAGCUAGUAGCUAGGAAGCAAAAAAACAAAAAUUCAGCAAUCCAAUUGGUUCAUAGCACUAGAAACCAAAUCUUUCUUCUGCAAACACUAACUUCGUCUCCUAGUGGCUUGUAUUCUGUACAGAUGAGCAGCAAAAGAGUCUCCUCCAUCCCAAUGCUGAAUUGUACUGUAACAUUUGCAACAGCUUAAGAAUUGACACAAGCGUAUCAGCAGAUCUUCGUGCC